CUAAACAUUGCCUACUCCAGCAUAGAGGGCAAGAUGAAAACUAAAGGUCUAGCUCUCUUGCUAGCCUUCCUGCACCUGCAGACUACUCCCAUCACUGGGCAGCUACGCUCUGAGCUGUUCUCCAAUUUCAAUGGCUCUAUGGAUGACCACGGAAUCUGCACCUGCUCCAUGGUGCUGCCAGACACAUCCUUUCCUGCUCAGAAGGUGGAAAACUUGGAAAUCACAGUUAAUGUUCUCACAGAGAAAUUUGAAAAAGAACUGACUAAAGUGAAGGAGUAUACCAAAAUGAUGCAGUUAUUUGAACAGAGGCUCCUAAACCUAAGCAUCAAAAUUCAGGUCAUGGAAGAGACCAGCAUUUCUUACAACAAACUGGACUUUGAGUUGCUUAAAUUAGAAGUGAGUGAGAUGCAAAAACUGGUCAUAGAAUUGAAAUCCAGUUUUGUGGGAAGCAGUGUCAUCAUUGACCAACUGGAGCUGGAGAUCAGGAAUAUGACUCUCCUGGUACAGGAGUUGGAGUCACUAGACAAAAACAAUAUCCUUGCAAUCCGUCGGGAGAUUGUGUCCCUGAAGAAUAGACUAAAGGAGUGUGAAGAGUUUAGAGGUCAAAACAAUACAGAUCCCAUUAUCCCACCUGGGAGUUGUGGUCACGGCGGUGUGGCGAAUAUCAGCAAACCUUUCAUUGUUCAGCUAAAUUGGAAAGGGGCUGCCUUUAAGUAUGGAGCCUGGGGAAGAGAUUACACUCCACAUGAACCAACGAAAACACUCUACUGGGUGGCCCCCUUGAACACAGAUGAAAGGUACCUAGAAUAUUAUCGACUUUACGACACUAUGGAUGACUUGCUGCUCUACAAAAAUCCCCGAGAGUUUCGAAUCCGAUAUGGAGAUGGCAGUGGUAUGGCUGUUUACAACAACUUCAUGUACUUCAACUAUUAUUCUACAGGCGACAUUGCCAAGCUUGACUUAAACACCAACACUAUUACCUCGAGAGUGAGGCUUCCCAAUGCUGUCUAUAACAACCGCUUUUCCUAUGCGGGUGUCAAUUGGCAAGAUAUGGACUUUGCUGUGGAUGAAACUGGACUAUGGGUUAUCUAUUCAACUGAAGCCAGUACUGGUAACAUUGUGAUUAGCAAAAUCAAUGACACUUCACUUGAGGUGCUAAACACUUGGCAAACCAUGCAGUAUAAGCCAUCUGUCACCAAUGCUUUCAUCAUAUGUGGGGUUCUGUAUGCCAUUCGACCUAUGAACACCAGAAAGGAAGAGAUUUUUUACUACUAUGACACAAACACUGGGAGAGAGGGCAGAAUUAGCAUCAUCAUGGAUAAAAUGCUAGAGAAAAUACAGAGUGUCAACUACCACCCCCUUGAUCAUAAACUCUAUGUCUAUAAUGAUGCAUAUCUCCUGUCUUACGAUCUCAGCUUUCAGCCGGAAUUACAGUGACCUUGAUAGGUAGGAGGGAAAGAGUUAAGUGGAGCUUUUCUUAAAAAGUGAAAUGCUCCCAUGUCUCUGUAGCCUAUUCACUCAUAAUCCAAGUCGAGCUUGCUUAAUGAUAUUUAGAUCACUUUUUGCAUCUUCAGAGAUAUGUUUGGGGUUUGGAAUAGUAGUAUUUCCAAUGAAUCUUAUUUUACCUAAUUCAGUAAGCAUUUAUUAAGUAUCGGUAAACAUCUAUUAAGUAUGCCAAACCCUGUGCUGGGUGCUAGUGAUAAAAAGAGACAAAAACAAUAGUCCUUGUCCCCAAGGGGUUUAUAUUCUAUUGAAAGGAUUUCAACACAUGUACAGAUAAGUAAAAACAAAAUAUAUACAAGGCAAUCAACAAUAUUUUCAAGAGAUAGAUGACAUGAAUAAUUGGGGAAUUUGCAAAAGCUUCAUAUGGGAGGGAUGCUCCACCUGACCUGUGCUUUGUAUCUCACUGAUACAAGUGUUUCUUCUAUUUCCUUGGCACAGCUAAGAAAAGACGAAUCUAUAAAUCUUUGGUCCAACCUAGCAAUGGUUUUAACUAAUUCAAGAGAUUGAACUUAUGAAAGAUGAAGCACUCAUAAUACUUACCUCAUGCACAGCAAUAGUGCAUGAUAUUAAUGCUUCUGUUUUCCAUAGAAGUAGCUUAUUCCAGUCAAACCCUAGUGGCCUUUUUUUUUCCUUUUUGACACUGAGAGGGAAUGAAAGGCCUCAAAAUCACUUAUACCUUCAUUCAAUGCACAUACUUUAUUUCUUCCCCAUUGGGGUGCUUCAAACAUAAGGCUAGAGAUUUUUUGCAGAGAUCCUAGCAUAUUCUGAAGCCCAGAUUUAUCUGUGUCUGAUAAUAAGAGCAUUAAUGAUAAAAACUAGAGAGUUGUACUGGAACCCAAAGGAUUUGCCUUCACUCUUCUAUGCAAGAAUGGAGUGGCACAUGUCCUUCUGAGAGCUCUCUAGUAUUACAAGUGAUGUGGUUCUAACUGGAGACUUUGAGGAAAGCAGUCAUACAGUACUUGAGACCGAGGCUAAAUUACUUUGCUCUGUCAUUGAUAUGUAGAGUUACCUAGGAAGUUACUAAAUUCCUAUAGUAGAAAACUUAAUUUUGGUGUUGAAAUGUCUAGGCCUUAGGUAGACUCCCUUCAAGACUAUUUGAUAUGGGGCAGCUAGAUGGCACAGUCAAUAUAGUACCAUCCCUGGAGUCAGGAGGACUUGAGUUCAAAUCUGCCCUCAAACACUCACUAGCUGUGUCACCCUGCAUAUAUUACUUAACCCAGAUUCCCUCUGGAAAAAAAAACAAACAAAAAAAGUACACAACAAAAACUAUGUUAUUUGGCAGAUGCUCUGCUUUUGAUGUAUUGGACUCACUAUAGGCAGGCACUCUAUCCCCUGCUUCUCCAGCAUGAUCCUGAUAAUGCCUAAAAAGUUACACAGAAAUCUUGGGACUCAGAAACUGUCACCUCCUUGUGGGACUCUAUCUACUGUUUUGUCAUUCCCUGUGGAACCUGGUAUAAUGUCAUGCAUUGUAUCAUCAAACUGUUUUGAGCUUCUUGGGGAAAGGCACUUCUGCAGGUCACACAGAAUGUUGAGAAUUCGUCCUGGCUAUUUGUAGGUGAGAAAUAGCUUGCUGCGGUGGAUAGAGAUCUGACCUUGGGACUGGUAAGACUUAAGUCCAUGUUCUGCCUUCCUGUGUGACCCAGGCCAGAUUACCUGACCUAUUAUCAUUCCAGGAUACUUUCUAAGACUUUAAGUUACAGAGAAGGUACUGCCCUGCAUUGGUAAAGGAAUUUUCUUCAUCUGGAAGUUCCCUAUACUAAUAUAAUCUCAGGUCCAGUUGCUGUCCCUGUCCCUGUCCUGUCUACAGGCAAGUCACUUAACUCUUAUAUGAUCUGUUUCUCCAUCAAUAAAAUAGGGCUGACACCAGCCACCUAUCUCAUAACUUUGCAUAUAAGGCAAUUUUGAACAUAAGAACCAAAGAGUCACUGGCCCAUUCUGUUUUGCCUUCUGUGGCACAGGCCAUAAGACAAAUAAAAUUAAAUUUUUUACUACUCAGCUUCUCAUAAACUUUUACUUGUUUCAGGUGUAGAGGCACACAGGUGAUGGUGUGUCUGACAUAAAGUGGUGUAGGGGUGAUGGUAAUAUUAAUCUACUUUGUUUCUGUGAUUUUUGAUUAUGUGAUAAUGUAUUGAAGUGUAGUUGAGAAUUUUAAUGUGAACAAUUUUAAUUCAGUUUCUGUUAAAUGCUUUAAAAAUGUGUUUCCCUCUUCCCCCUUUAGAAAUGUAGAAAUAAUAAGGAAUGAAAAAUUCACCAUUUUUCUUGGUCUAUACUUGUUUUAUGGGAAAGGCUAUGGGGGCAAGAGGUGGAAUAUAUUUCUUCAAUCAAUGGAAUAGUUAAAAGAUAUACAGUCCUGUAUAUUUUUGUAUUGCUUCUGUCCAUUUUUCUCUGAUGACUUAGCAUGUGAGGAUAGGUCCUCAAGUUCUUUUUAAUAAAUGGUUAAAAGUGCA
Messenger RNA from Vombatus ursinus (common wombat), 3950 nucleotides. It is a transcript of the gene OLFM4, whose product is annotated as olfactomedin 4. The transcript is spliced from 5 exons. Bases 34 to 1437 code for a protein of 467 amino acids. Gene Ontology annotation, biological process: signal transduction. The record is from RefSeq and is a predicted model, not a curated record. NCBI's taxonomy places the organism in Eukaryota, Metazoa, Chordata, Mammalia, Diprotodontia, Vombatidae.